GUUACUGCUUCAUGGCAAGAUGGAAAUAAAAAAGGGGAGGUCAUUUUGGAUCUUCUGCCUAAUUUGGAGUUGUUGCAAGGGCAAAGAACCAGUUCAGAUAGUCCAGGUCUCUACUGUCAGUAGGAGUGAAUGUGCUACCUGGGGCAACUUCCACUUUCAUACAUUUGACCAUGUUAAGUUCACUUUUCCUGGAACCUGCACAUAUGUCUUUGCUUCGCACUGCAACGACAGCUAUCAGGACUUUAACAUCCAAAUCAGGCGCAGUGCCAAGAAUAGCUUCCUGAUCUACUUCACUGUCACUAUUGAUGGAAUGAUCUUGGAGGUGAAGGAGACAGGCAUCACAGUGAAUGGGAACAAGAUCCCCAUGCCCUUCAGCUUGAAGAGCAUCCUGAUUGAGGACACCUGUACUUACUUCCAAGUCACUUCCAAGCUGGGCCUGACACUCAAGUGGAACUGGGCUGACACUCUCCUACUGGACCUGGAAGAAACAUAUAAAGAGAAAAUCUGUGGUCUGUGUGGGAACUAUGAUGGCAGUGAGAAGAAUGAUUUGAUUUUGGAUGGGUAUAAAAUGCAUCCGAGGCAGUUUGGGAACUUCCACAAAGUAGAGGAUCCAUCAGAAAAGUGUGCUGAUGUGAGUCCAGAUGACCACACUGGAAGACAUCCUAGGAGGGAAGACAAUAGAUGCAGUAAAUAUAAAAAAAAAUGCAAGAAACUUAUGUCCCGUUUUGGCAAUUGCCCCAAAGUGGUUGCAUUUGAUGACUAUGUAGAGACCUGCACUGAAGACAUGUGCCACUGUGCAAUUAAUUCUUCUCACUCUGAUUUGGUUUCCAGCUGCAUAUGCAGCACUUUAAACCAGUAUUCUCGAGACUGUGUCCUCAGGAAGGGAGACCCUGGGGAAUGGAGAACCAAAGAACUUUGCUAUCAGGAAUGCCCAAACAACAUGGAGUACAUGGAAUGUGGAAACUCCUGUGCUGACACAUGCGCUGACCCAGAAAGAAGCAAGAUCUGUAAAGCCCCAUGUACUGAUGGCUGUUUCUGUCCUCCUGGAACCAUCCUCGAUGACCUCGGUGGCAAAAAAUGCAUCCCCAGAGACAGCUGCCCCUGUAUGUUUCAAGGCAAAGUCUACUCAUCUGGAGGGACUUACUCCACUCCCUGCCAAAACUGUACUUGCAAAGGAGGUCACUGGAGCUGUAUCUCUCUGCCCUGUUCCGGAAGCUGCAAUAUAGAUGGAGGAUUCCAUAUAACAACGUUCGAUAAUAAGAGAUUUAAUUUUCAUGGCAACUGCCAUUAUGUCUUAGCCAAGAAUAGUGAUGACACGUUUGUGGUGAUUGGAGAGAUCGUCCAGUGUGGGACAUCAAAGACAAUGACUUGCUUAAAGAAUGUAUUAGUCACACUGGGAAGAACUACUAUAAAAAUAUGUUCCUGUGGAAAUAUCUACAUGAAUAAUUUUAUUGUGAAGCUGCCAGUAAGCAAAGAUGGCAUCACCAUCUUCAGAUCCUCUACAUUUUUCAUUCAAAUAUUGAGCUCAAAUGGAGUGCGGAUUCAAGUGCAAAUGAAACCUGUAAUGCAGCUCUCCAUAACAGUUGAUCAUUCUUACCAGAAUCGCACAUCUGGUCUUUGUGGCAAUUUCAAUAAUAUCCAAACUGAUGACUUCAGAACAGUCACUGGAGCUGUGGAAGAUUCAGCUUCUGCUUUUGGUAACUCAUGGAAAACUAGAGCCAGCUGUUUUGAUGUUGAAGACAGCUUUGAAGAUCCUUGUUCAAACAGUGUGGAUAGAGAAAAAUUUGCCCAGCACUGGUGUGCUCUUCUGUCUAAUACAAGCAGUGUGUUUGCUGCCUGCCACUCUGUUGUAGACACUUCUGUGUACAUCAAGAAAUGUAUGUAUGACACCUGCAAUGCUGAGAAGAGUGAAGUUGCGCUGUGUAGUGUGCUCUCUACUUACUCCAGAGACUGUGCUACAGCAGGCGUGUCCCUGAAGGGCUGGAGGCAGGGCAUCUGUGAUCCCUCUGAGGAGUGUCCUGAGACUAUGGUUUAUAACUAUAGUGUGAAGUACUGUAACCAGUCUUGCCGCUCGCUGGACGAACCUGAUCCGCUGUGUAAAGUUCAGAUCACUCCAAUGGAGGGCUGUGGUUGCCCUGAAGGGACCUACCUCAAUGACGAGGAGAAAUGUGUAACUCCAGACGACUGUCCCUGCUACUACAAAGGCAAGAUUGUCCAGCCUGGCAACUCCUUCCAAGAGGACAAACUGAUGUGCAAAUGCAUUCAAGGAAGAUUAGACUGCAUUGGAGAAACUGUCCUGGUAAAAGAUUGCCCAGCUCCUAUGUAUUACUUCAACUGCAGCUCUGCGGGUCUCGGUGCGAUUGGAUCAGAAUGUCAGAAAAGUUGUAAGACGCAGGACAUGCACUGUUAUGUCACUGAAUGUGUUUCUGGCUGCAUGUGUCCUGAUGGGCUGGUAUUGGAUGGCAGUGGAGGAUGUAUUCCCAAAGAUCAAUGCCCAUGUGUCCAUGGUGGACACUUUUAUAAACCUGGGGAAACCAUCAAAGUGGACUGCAACACAUGCACCUGCAACAAAAGGCAGUGGGACUGCACAGACAACCCCUGCAAGGGAACCUGCACUGUGUACGGAAACGGGCACUACAUGAGCUUUGAUGGGGAGAAGUUUGAUUUCCUGGGAGACUGUGACUAUAUCCUAGCUCAGGAUUUUUGCCCCAAUAACGUGGAUGCUGGCACCUUCCGAAUCGUAAUUCAGAACAACGCUUGUGGGAAGUCACUCUCCAUCUGCUCCCUAAAGAUCACACUGAUUUUUGAGAGCAGUGAAAUUAGGCUCUUGGAAGGAAGAAUUCAGGAGAUAGCCACUGAUCCAGGAGCUAAGAAAAAUUACAAGGUGGAUCUCAGAGGAGGUUAUAUUGUGAUUGAAACAAAUCAAGGGAUGAACUUCAUGUGGGACCAGAAGACCACUGUUGUUGUUCAUGUGGCACCAUCCUUCCAGGGAAAGGUUUGUGGCCUUUGUGGGGACUUUGAUGGCCGCUCAAGGAAUGACUUCACAACCAGAGGGCAGUCCAUGGAGAUGAGCAUCCAGGAAUUUGGAAAUAGCUGGAAAAUAACAAGCACCUGCUCAAAUCUAAACAUGACGGACCUGUGUGCUGAUCAACCUUUCAAGUCUGCCCUGGGACAGAAGCACUGCAGCAUCAUUAAGAGUAACAUCUUUGAAGCCUGUCACAGUAAGGUCAACCCAAUACCAUAUUAUGAAUCUUGUGUUUCUGACUUCUGUGGCUGUGACAGUGUGGGAGACUGUGAGUGCUUUUGUACCUCAGUUGCUGCUUAUUCAAGAAGUUGUAGCAGAGCUGGUGUUUGUAUUGACUGGAGAACGCCUGCCAUUUGCCCCGUGUUCUGUGAUUAUUACAAUCCACCUGACAAACAUGAGUGGUUCUAUAAACCCUGCGGAGCCCCUUGUCUAAAGACCUGCAGGAACCCACAUGGCAAGUGUGGGAACUUGCUGUACAGUUUAGAAGGCUGUUACCCUGAGUGCAGUCCUGACAAGCCAUAUUUUGAUGAGGAGAGUAGGGAGUGCGUCUCCCUCCCCAACUGCACUUCAUGUGAUCCUGAAGAGAAACUAUGUAUUGAAGACUCCACAGAUUGCCUUUGCUGCUACAAUGGAAAGACCUAUGCCUUAAAUGAAACUGUAUUCAGCCAAGUAUAUGGGACCGAGUGUGGUGAUGCUGUCUGUGGCCCUAACGGAGAGGUCAUUAAAACACCCAUCCCUUGCAGAACACCAUCCACACCAGCACAAGAACCACAUAUGCAACCUGUAACAACUGCACCUCCAUCGUCAGCGGUAGCCACUCCCUGCUUCUGCAAUGACAAUGGACAAUUGAUACAAAUGGGAGAAAAUGUUUCUCUGGCAGUGAAUGUAUCAGGUCAUUGUGCUUACUCCAUUUGCAAUGCAUCGUGUCAGAUUGAAUUAAUUUGGGCAGAGUGUAAAACUGGUCACGCUGAGGCCCUCGAGAUCUGUGAUCCAGACUCCAAAGCCUGUCCACCAGCAUCUGCUCCCAGUGCAAUAAUCCAGGUUCCUGCUUCCACAGAGACUCCUGUGAGCGAUUGUCUUGGGCUCAUUCCUCCCAGAAAGUUUAAUGAAACAUGGAAUUUUGGAAACUGCCAGAUUGCCACUUGCCUGGGACAAGGGAACAAUAUUAAACUGUCCAGCAUGACUUGCCCUCCUCAGCAACUGAAACUCUGUGUCAAUGGUUUCCCAUUCACAAAACACUACGAUGAAACUGGUUGCUGUGAAGUCUUUGAGUGUCAGUGUAUUUGCAGUGGAUGGGGAAAUGAGCAUUAUGUGACUUUUGAUGGAACAUAUUACCAUUUUAAAGAAAACUGCACCUAUGUCCUUGUGAAGUCAAUUCAUCACAACUUCUGGAUUCAUAUAGACAACUACUACUGUGGUGCCGUUGAUGGAGCGAUUUGUUCAAUGUCCCUUCUCAUUUUUCAUUCCAACUCUGUUGUUAUUCUGACACAAGCAAUGGAACACGGAAAAGAAACAAACUUGAUUUUGUUUGAUGAUAAGAAAGUUGUUCCAGACAUUUCCAAGAAUGGUAUCACGAUAACCAGUUCUGGCCUUUACGUCAUAGUUGAAAUACCUGAAUUAGAAGUCUAUGUCUCCUACAGUCGACUUGCAUUUUACAUAAAACUCCCUUUCAGAAUGUUUUAUAACAGUACCAUGGGACUGUGUGGUACCUGCACCAACCAGAAGUCUGAUGAUGCUAUGAAGAGGAAUGGUGAGGUUAUCGAGUCCUUCGAAGACAUGGGAUUAGAUUGGAAAGUCCCAGAUCCUACCAACAGAUACUGUAAUCCAGGUGUCUUAGAACCAGCUGAAAUUGAAUAUCAUCAGCACUGUGAGCCUUCCAAUCUGUGUAAAAUCAUCUGGAACCUGACGGAGUGCCAUGGCAUGAUACCCCCCCAGCCCUAUUACGAGGCGUGUGUGGCCAGCGGGUGCUCCGAGCGGCACCCCAGCACUGAGUGCCAGAGCAUGCAGAUGUACGCGGCCUUGUGCGGGCUCCACGGGGUCUGCGUGGACUGGAGGAGACAGGCCAAUGGGCAGUGCGAGGCCAGCUGUCCUCAGGAUCAGGUCUACAAGCCAUGUGGGGAAGCAAAAAGAAACACUUGCUUCAGCAGAGAAGUCGUUAUGGACGCCUUCACCUCCCAAAAUAACACACCAGUGUUUGUUGAGGGAUGCUAUUGCCCUGAUAGAAAAAUUCUGCUGAAUGAUCAUGACGGCAUUUGUGUUUCUGUCUGUGGUUGCACUGCACAAGAUGGGUCAGUGAAACAGCCUAGAGAGGCUUGGGAGCACAACUGUCAAUACUGUGCUUGCGAUGAAGCGACCUUGAAUAUCUCUUGCUUCCCCCGCCCUUGUGCUCAAUCUCCACCUAUCAACUGCACUAAAGAGGGAUUUGUACGCAAAAUAAAACCACGUCUGGAUGACCCAUGCUGCACAGAAACAGUCUGUGAAUGUGAUAUAAAAGCCUGCAUUAUCAACAAAACAACAUGUGACUUAGGCUUCCAACCAGUGGUUGCUAUAUCUGAGGGUGGUUGUUGUCCUAUCUUCUCCUGUAUACCUAAAGGUGUAUGUGUUUCUGAAGGAGUUGAAUUUAAGCCUGGGGCAAUGGUGCCUAAAAGCUCUUGUGAGGACUGUGUGUGCACAGAUGAGCAGGACGCUGUGACACGGACCAACCACAUCCAGUGUGUUCCAGUGAAAUGCCAAACCACCUGCCAGCAGGGUUUCCGCUACGUGGAAGAGGAGGGUCAGUGCUGCAGCCAGUGUCAGCAAGUGGCAUGUGUGGCAAAUUUUCCAUUUGGCAAUGUGACCAUUGAGGUUGGAAAGAGUUACAAAGCUCCAUACGAUAACUGCACUCAGUACACGUGCACUGAAUCAGCGGGCCAGUUUUCCCUGACUAGUACAGUAAAAGUCUGCCUACCGUUUGAAGAAUCAAACUGUGUCCCAGGGACAGUUGAUGUGACUUCAGACGGCUGCUGUAAAACAUGUAUCGACCUGCCGCAUAAAUGCAAACGCAAUGUGAAAGAGCAGUUUAUUGUCCACAACAACUGUAAGUCAGCUGCUCCAGUCCCAGUGCCCUUUUGUGAAGGGACAUGCAGUACCUAUUCUGUGUAUUCCUUUGAGGCCAAUGAAAUGGAACACAAAUGUAUUUGCUGCCAUGAAAAAAGGAGUCACGAAGUGAAGGUGGAACUGGUUUGCUCUGGGCAUAAGAGAGUCCAUUUCACAUACGUGCAUGUAGAUGAAUGUGCGUGUGUGGAAACAAAAUGCUCAAAGAGGAGAACAUGAGCAUGAAAAAAAGGAAACAUUUCAGCUCCCAUUUAAUGCUUCCAUAGCAAGUGAGUAGUUUAGAAAGCAGCUGUGAGUAACUUUCAAAUGACCAUAGUUCUCUCUUGUGCUUUUUCCUUCUGGUAUUAUAAGCACUUAUGGAAAUUAGCUAAAGAUUUUACUCUAAAUGUUUGUAGAAUAAACUGCAUUUCAAAGAG
Molecule: messenger RNA, 6534 nt
Organism: Athene cunicularia (burrowing owl)
Lineage: Eukaryota; Metazoa; Chordata; Aves; Strigiformes; Strigidae
Product: mucin-5B
Exons: 47
Coding region: 20-6337 (2105 amino acids)
Cellular component (GO): extracellular matrix
Molecular function (GO): protein binding
Source: RefSeq, a predicted model, not a curated record